Molecule: messenger RNA, 2903 nt
Organism: Panicum hallii
Lineage: Eukaryota; Viridiplantae; Streptophyta; Magnoliopsida; Poales; Poaceae
Product: probably inactive leucine-rich repeat receptor-like protein kinase At5g06940
Exons: 2
Coding region: 134-2737 (867 amino acids)
Biological process (GO): protein phosphorylation
Molecular function (GO): protein binding; ATP binding; protein kinase activity
Source: RefSeq, a predicted model, not a curated record
CACAGACUAGUCACGCCCUGGCCAAUGACACGAUCAGUCCUGCAGCAGCCGCGCGCACUCGGUAGUUGACACUCCACUAGUCUAGUCCCAACUCCGGCUCUCCGUGCGCCACCACUCACCAGCUCCGUCGUCCAUGGCAUCCGCCGCCGCAGUAGGCACUAGCCUCCCUCUCUUCCUCCUCCUCGUCUCAACGUUGAUCGCCGCCUCAGCCUCGCCGUCUUCGGCGGCGGAGGCGCAGGCGCCGCAAGAGCUCCUGCUCGACUUCAAGGCGUCCCUGCGGGACCCGUCGGGCGCGCUCUCCGGCUGGUCGCGCUCCGCGCCCUACUGCAACUGGCCGCACGUCGCCUGCACCAGCGCCGCCGCCGCCGCCAACGCCGCGGUCUCCGUCUCGCUCUCGCUCCAGGGCCUGGGCCUCUCCGGCGAGCUCUCGGCCGCCUCGCUCUGCCGCGUCCCCGGCCUCGUCGCGCUCAGCCUCGCGUCCAACGGGUUCAACCAGACUAUCCCGCUGGACCUCGCGCGGUGCGCCUCGCUCGCGUCCCUCAACCUCAGCGCCGGCGCCUUCUGGGGCCCGCUCCCAGAGCAGCUCGCCGCGCUCCCCGCGCUCGUGUCGCUCGACCUCAGCGGCAACAGCUUCGAGGGGCAGGUGCCCGCCGAGCUCGCCGCGCUGGGGAGCCUCGAGGUGCUCGACCUUGGGGGCAACCGCCUCUCCGGCGUGCUCCACCCGGCGCUGUUCCGCAACCUCACCAGCCUGCACCUGCUGGACCUGUCCGGGAACCAGUUCCUGGAGUCCGAGCUGCCACCGGAGAUCGGCAGGAUGAGCAGCCUCAGGUGGCUGUACCUGCAGGGGUCAGGGUUCACCGGCGCGAUCCCUGAGUCCUUCCUCGGGCUGGAGCAGCUGCAGGUUCUUGAUCUGUCCAUGAACAGCCUGACCGGAGCCGUGCCUCCCGGGUUCGGCCUCAAGCUUCAGAAGCUGAUGGCCCUGGAUUUGUCGCAGAACGGACUCUCCGGGCCGUUCCCGGAGGAGAUUGGUAAGUGUUCGAUGCUCCAGAGGUUCGAGGUGCACGACAACGCCUUCACCGGGGAGCUCCCCGGCGGGCUCUGGUCGCUGCCGGACUUGCGCGUGAUCCGGGCCCAGAACAACAGGUUCACCGGCCGGUUACCCGAGUUCCCCAGCGGCCAGUCUCGGCUCGAGCAGGUUCAGCUUGACAACAACAGCUUCUCCGGCGGGAUACCUCAGAGUAUCGGCCAGGUCCGCACCCUGUACCGGUUCUCUGCCUCCCUCAACGAGCUCAACGGCAGCUUGCCGGAGAACAUCUGCGACUCCCCGGAGAUGAGCAUCAUCAACAUCUCCCGCAACUCGCUCUCCGGCACGAUCCCGGAGUUCAGGAGCUGCAGGAGGCUGGUGUCGCUGUACCUGGCCGGCAACGGCUUCACCGGGCCGAUACCGGCGUCCCUCGGGGACUUGCCGGUGCUGACGUACAUCGACAUGUCCAGCAACGACCUCACCGGCGGCGUUCCGGCAGAGCUCCAGAACCUGAAGCUAGCGCUGCUGAACGUCUCGUACAACAACCUCUCCGGCCGCGUGCCGCCGUCUCUGAUCUCCGAGCUUCCAGCCGUGUUCCUCCAAGGGAACCCCGGGCUAUGCGGCCCCGGGUUGCCGAACGAUUGCGACGCGCCAUUGAGGAAGCAUCAGGCACUAGCGCUGGCCGCGACCGUGGCAUCGUUCCUCACCGGCGUGGCGCUGCUCGCCGUGGGAGCAUUUGCAGUUUGCAGGAGGCUACACGGCAGCGAGCCCUCCCCAUGGAAGCUCGUGCUCUUUCACCCUGUCAAGAUCACCGGAGAGGAGCUGCUCGCCGGAUUUCACGACAAGAGCAUCAUCGGCAGGGGUGCGUUCGGGAAAGUCUACCUGAUCGAGCUCCAAGACGGGCAGAACAUUGCGGUGAAGAGGCUGGUGAAUUCAGGCAAGCUACCAUUCAGAGCAGUGAAGAAUGAGAUGAAGGCGCUGGCGAAGGUCCGGCACAAGAACAUCGCCAAGAUGCUGGGUUUCUGCUACUCCGACGGCGAGGUCAGCAUCAUGUACGACUACCUGCAGAUGGGAAGCAUGCAGGAUCUGAUCUGCGCUCAUCAGAAAUUCACCAUGGCGUGGAAGGACCGGGUGAGGAUCGCCAUGGGUGUGGCCCUGGGGUUGGCGCACCUUCACCAUGACCAUACUCCCCAGGUGCUGCACAGAGAUCUGAAGGCGAGCAACGUGCUACUUGAUGACGAAUUUGAGCCCAGGAUUGCCGGAUUUGGGGUCGAUCGUGUUGUCGGGGAAAUGGCAUACCAGACUUCCAUGGCUUCGGAUCUGAACUACAAGUGCUAUGUCGCGCCAGAGCAAAGCCGCGCCAAGAAUCCGACGCACCUCAUGGACGUGCACAGCUUCGGGGUCAUCCUCCUGGAGCUGGUCACCGGGAAGCCGGCGGAGCAGCCGGCGUCCGACGACUCCGUCGACAUCGUCAGGUGGGUGCGCCGGCGAAUCAACGUGGCUGACGGAGCAUCGCAGAUACUCGACCCCAGCAUCUCCCGCACGGCGCAGCAGGGGAUGCAGGCUGCCCUCGAGCUCGCCCUGCGCUGCACAUCGGUGAUGCCCAACCAGAGACCGGCCAUGGAUGAGGUCGUCCGGUCGCUCCAGCAGCUGUGCUUCAGCGUUCAUCCGCAGACGCCGCCGCAGCCCACUGAAAUCGUUCUGGAGCCCUGAAUGGAGAAGCACGUUGAGGGCUUGAGGUCGCCUGCUUCUGCUUCUGCCCAUGGUAGCUCAAAAGUUCAGAGUAUGUAUAACUGCAUAGCCCUUGCUCGUGGUAUUUGUAUAUAGCAUGCCAAACAGAAUAAAGAGAAAUAAGCGAUCAGCGCGAUCGCCAAGCUUA